UCCCUCCAUGUAGAACUUGUUUGUAGGGUACGCGUACGUGCGUAUGUGCGUGGCGUCUGUUGUUGUUCAGGUGUGUGGCGGGUGCGCGUAGCGUGCGACAAGUGUGGCUGCUUGUUACUGUUUGCUGCCUUAAAAAUCCGACGUGAAGUUGAAUUGCGCAGUCUUGGCGCUAGCCCGCUCAGGUUGUUUAUAUCUCUGUUGUUAGUUGUUUUGCCUUAUUGCUCGUCGUCUCCUCUACUCUCUACUUCCUCUCGCUCAGCGCACCUCUCUCGCACCAUCAACGCUUGCCAAUAUAGUUUACUAUCCGCUCCCCAAGUAUAUCAAGAAAUCCCACCUCCGCAAUGCGGCUCCCUUUGCUUGGAGCGACGGGGACAAGCGCGCCGACUAUGUCGCCCAAGUGGCGACUUGCCUGCGCUGCGCUCAGAACAUUGCCAGCCAGAAGAAACCCUGCCAGAAGGAGGAGCAUCGUCGUUGUGGCCAUUGCUCCAAAAACAACCAGGGCUAGUGCACUUUAGUAAGAUUCCUAGACGUCCGCUUUACCUGCGCUUUUGC
This is a messenger RNA of Periconia digitata, 552 nucleotides long. Lineage: Eukaryota; Fungi; Ascomycota; Dothideomycetes; Pleosporales; Periconiaceae. The record is from the annotation of a GenBank genome assembly.